Xenia sp. Carnegie-2017 is the source of this 1409-nucleotide messenger RNA. Its product is annotated as probable E3 ubiquitin-protein ligase makorin-1. Lineage: Eukaryota; Metazoa; Cnidaria; Anthozoa; Malacalcyonacea; Xeniidae. The record is from RefSeq and is a predicted model, not a curated record. Gene Ontology annotation, molecular function: metal ion binding; ubiquitin protein ligase activity. The transcript has 18 exons. Gene Ontology annotation, biological process: protein polyubiquitination. Bases 24 to 1217 code for a protein of 397 amino acids.
GUCGGCAAAUUUGUUUCACCAACAUGGCGACCGGCAUCAGCAAAACAGACGUUCUAUGCAAGUAUUUUCAAAACGGUGUAUGCCAGCGAGGUGAAAACUGUAGUUUUUCUCAUGAUCGUUCAACUCGUCCAGACAUGACCUGCAGAUUUUACUUGCAAGGAACUUGCUCAUAUGGAGCCAAUUGUAGAUUUGAUCACAUUAAAGCAGACAGGAAAACAAGGCAGAACUUUGAGAAGCCAAAGACUUUGGUGUCGAAUGAGAAACUGUUUCAACAUUUAGUCAGUGAACGUCCUUCAAAGCUAGUUUCUUUAAGCAAAGGAUCUACUAAACAAUGUGAAAAUGAGAAAAUCUUUAAUUGGGCAGAGGCACCAACAUUUGUUCCAGGAACAAAAUAUCAAUCAAGGAACAAUUCUUCAGAGUUGAAAAAUAGUGCCAUCAAGGAGGACUUUUCGUACUCUGAUGUUGCAAGGACUGGCAUUGAAUUGACAUGUGUUGAUGAAAUGACUGAUGAAGAAGCCGGGACAAUUUUGUGUCCAUUUGCAGCUGUCGGUACAUGUAGUGAUGGUGACAGUUGUCCAUUUCUUCAUGGGUUGCGUUGUGAAGUUUGUGAUUGUUAUUGUUUGGAUCCAAAUGAUCCUGAACAACAGAAAGAACAUCGUAGUGAAUGUAUGAAAUGGCUUGAAGACGAUAUGAAUUAUUCAUUUGCCGUGCAGAAAAGUGACGAAGUAUGUUGCGGGAUAUGUUUGGAUAAGAUUCGGUUGAAUCCAGACUCUAAGGAUAAACGGUUCGGGAUACUUCCUGAGUGCAAUCACCCGUUUUGUUUAACUUGCAUCAGAAAAUGGAGAAGUUCAUCAAAAACGAAAGACAAGUUUGUAAGAGCGUGUCCAAUAUGUCGGAUAUCAUCUGGAUUUGUUAUACCUAGCGAAGUCUGGAUUGAUGACCCUUUAGAGAAAGCGAAACUCAUAAAAAUGUACAAAGACGCUCUCAGCAAGAAGCCAUGUAAGUACUUUGACACUGGUAAAGGAAGUUGCCCUUUUGGAUCAAGCUGUUUCUAUAAGCACGCCAAUCCUGAUGGUUCUAUAGCUAAAGUGAAUAUACGCCGUUACAGCAACAGUAAAGGAGAAAGUUUGAUUGUGAACUCCUCGAGUCUUUGGGAAUUCAUCGAAGCAAGAGAUGGUGUAAGUUUGGAGGAAUUACUUGAGAGUCUGUUUGAGUAGAAACAAUCAAAUCAACGUCCUUCGAGCGUUUUUGCAUGCGAUGAGAAAUUAUUCAGCACUAUGAUCGACACCUAGGAAAUUUAAUCAUCAAUUGUAUAUUCUUCUUAGAGAACAUUUGCGUGUCAUGUAAAAAACGUUACACCGUUAGUUCAAAGUAAGGUGUUGAUAAAUAAUAGCUGCCCUUCGCCUUUC